Molecule: messenger RNA, 330 nt
Organism: Fusarium poae
Lineage: Eukaryota; Fungi; Ascomycota; Sordariomycetes; Hypocreales; Nectriaceae
Exons: 3
Coding region: 1-330 (109 amino acids)
Biological process (GO): GPI anchor biosynthetic process
Cellular component (GO): dolichol-phosphate-mannose synthase complex; endoplasmic reticulum membrane
Molecular function (GO): enzyme regulator activity
Source: RefSeq, a predicted model, not a curated record
AUGGUCAGUAACUACUAUGUCCACUUCGAAGCCCUGAUCUACAAGCUUGUCCCCCUUUACGCGUUGGACAAAAUCGUCGGUCUCGCCAUGCUCGUGGCCGCUUCUGUCGUCUUCACGUACUACACCAUCUGGGCUCUUCUUAUGCCCUUUGUCGACGACGAUCACCCUCUCCAGAACUUCUUCCCUCCCCGCGUGUGGGCUAUUCGCAUCCCCGUCAUCAUCAUCCUCCUCGGCUCCGCUGUUGUUGGCUCGUUCCUUGGCAUGGUCAUGAUUCGGAGCAACCAGAAGAAGGCUGCAAAGGCCAAGGCUGCUGCUAAGAAGGCCAAUUAG